UCUUUAUAUCAUUUCUACAUUGAGAAUUUUAAAUUAUUUCAUAAUCCUAUUGAGUUUUUCAACAAAAUUAACAUGGCUCCGAUGAACCGACCAGCUCCUGUGGAAGUCGCAUAUAGGAAUAUGAGAUUUCUUAUUGCACACAAUCCAACCAAUGCUACCUUAAGCAAAUUUAUAGAGGAGCUUAAGAAGUACAGGGUUACCACGAUAGUAAGAGUAUGUGAAGCGACAUAUGAUACUGCUCUUGUGGAAAAAGAAGGCAUCCAGGUUCUGGACUGGCCAUUUGAUGAUGGUUCACCACCGUCCAAACAGAUUGUUGAUGAUUGGUUAAGUCUUGUAAACGUUAAAUUUCGUGAAGAACCUGGUUGUUGUAUUGCCGUUCACUGUGUUGCAGGUUUGGGGAGAACUCCAGUGCUUGUUGCCUUAGCAUUAAUUGAAGGUGGAAUGAAAAAUGAAGAUGCAGUAGAAUUUAUACGACAAAAGCGGUGCGGAGCUUUUAACAGCAAGCAACUUUUAUAUUUGGAGAAAUACCGUUCUAAAAUGCGGCUGCGCUUCAAAGACUCCAGUGGUCAUAGAAACAACUGUUGCAUUCAUUAAAACUUGACUGUCUGAUGCUAUUGCCUUGGAAGUGAAACUUGAGAUAGGACAUAAUUUGUCAUAUAUAUUCGCCAACACAUAGGCUUAGUCAAUGAUAAAUCUAAUGAAGCUUCCAUGGGAAUAUGGAAAAGCCACAAGCUUGACAUUAUUGCAGCCUCUAUGUCUGGGUUUGGUUGCUACCAACCUAUUUGGACACUUGGCGAAAGAUUCUUGCUGUUAGCCAUUUAAAAUAUGUUUAUCAUAUGUAUCAGUAGACCUUUCCUGAAAUCAUACAAUAGGUGUAAGUAUUCUUCACAUGUAUUCUCAUGCCAUGAAUUUAACCAAUACAUAAGAAAUUUAGAGAGAUUAGACGGCAAAAUACCCAGAACAAUACUUGUGU
This is a messenger RNA of Choloepus didactylus (southern two-toed sloth), 973 nucleotides long. RefSeq names its product protein tyrosine phosphatase type IVA 1-like. Gene Ontology annotation, cellular component: nucleus. Bases 73 to 594 code for a protein of 173 amino acids. Gene Ontology annotation, biological process: protein dephosphorylation. The record is from RefSeq and is a predicted model, not a curated record. NCBI's taxonomy places the organism in Eukaryota, Metazoa, Chordata, Mammalia, Pilosa, Megalonychidae. The transcript has a single exon. Gene Ontology annotation, molecular function: protein tyrosine phosphatase activity.